Molecule: messenger RNA, 2290 nt
Organism: Pseudogymnoascus verrucosus
Lineage: Eukaryota; Fungi; Ascomycota; Leotiomycetes; Thelebolales; Thelebolaceae
Exons: 2
Coding region: 60-2075 (671 amino acids)
Cellular component (GO): Ino80 complex
Source: RefSeq, a predicted model, not a curated record
GGCUCACCUAAAUUAACCUCAAUUACUCUUCAUGUAGACAUCUACACCAAACAACAACCAUGACGGACCUCUACGGCGGCCGCUCGCCUGGGUCUACAAUUGAAGCCUCCGAAAUGGACGAUCACCGCACCGCAGCAUCGUCGCCAACACGCGCCGAUCCACGAACCACACUCCAGCACGUCCUGGGAGACACAGAAUCGGCACCGACUUCAUCGCCACAGAAGCGCGAAGACGCAGAUAUGACGGAAGAUGAGAACCCAAAACCACAGCCAUCAGCAGGGAAGGGGAGCGGAAAGAGCGGCGCAAAGGGACGGACUGCAAAGGGGGCCGCGGCGCACAAGGAGGCAACUGCUGGUGCCGGAUACAGUGGGCACAAGGUGCGGCAUCUUAAGAAGGAUGAUGGAGAGCCAUUGUGGAGGAAGGAUAUUCAGUAUGAAUUCCUGUGGAAUAUCUUUGAUGAUGAAACAAAGUGCUUCACCAAUAGUUAUGAUGCGGAACUGGCACCGCAGAGCUUUGCGGAACUAUACAUCGAUGCCAUGGCGAGGAGUAGCAAGACGAGCAAGAUCCUGAGGGAUAAGUUGAUGAGCGAGCAUGAGCCGGCGAAGAACAUGGCUAUGGUGUGCCUGUUGGUCAAUCUUGGGAGGAUGAACACAACUUUGAACUUCUUUCCAGAGAUGCGUGCGCAGCUGCGGACAUACCACGCCAUUCCAUCCCUACAAGCACAACAAGACCCAAAUUCCUACAAACAGCUGCAGGAUGCCCCACGGUUGAAGUCGAUCUUGAAGGGCGCAUCGGAAGACCGCUUUGAACCCAACUCAAUCGACAAGAUCAAAGACACACCCAUACCGCGCACCAACCCCGUGAAUCUGAUCUUUGUCCUGGCCCAAUACGCCGCCCGUGUCACUGAACUUCACUUCCCCCCUGGCCGUGAUUUCUUCGACCUCAUCAUGCGCCCAACGCUCUCCAGCAAGUCCCGCGCCCGCGCCCUCCUCUGGCUCAUGUGGCACUAUCUGGAGUCGGACUUCACCGAAGAAGGCUGCAAAGAGAACCCCUUUGGCGCUGGCGUCGAUUACGGCACCGGUGUGUCCAACCAAGGCGUCCCCGCCCUCACGACCCUCAACGACGCUGAGAUGGCCCUUGAGAACGUCGACACCCCCGAAGAGACAGAGUAUGGCGAAGCCAAGAUGCGCGAGCGCAAGCGCAUCAUUGAAGCUGAUCAAGCAGCCCUACACAUCGACUACGGGCCACCAAAGCGCGGCCCAAAGCCCAAACUUAACCUUGGCCCUGACGACGUCGGUGCCAGCCCUUCUGCGGUCCUACGCACGCGUGCCUCGAAAUACGACUCCGAUGUUGACAGUGCGCGCUCGACACCACCAAGAGGCGGAUCCAACCUGCGCGUCCACGGCCUGAGCGGGGCGCGCACGCGCGGCGGUGCGCUCAAACACCAGAUCGAUGGCGGAUCGUCGCCUGCACCACGCGAGGCGCCAGAGGGCCAGGCACCGACUGCGCGACGCACGAGGCCACUUACUGCGCAUCAACUUGCCGUGGAGCACAAUAGGAACCAGCGCGUGAACUACAUUCUCUCCCGCGGACUGCGACGGGUUCACCACAACGCACGCAAGGCACGGCGGAUGGAGGGUGCGAUUCUGCGGGCUGUCCACCGCACAGCAGCCAUGCAGGAGAUGUGCGAGGACAGCGAGAGUGAAGAGAGUCUUGGCCGCGCGCUCGGGCCGUUCAGGGAGAGAGGUGUGGGCGGGUUAGUGCAGUUGAAGAGUGAGGAAGAUGAUUUUGGGGAGGAGAUGGCGGCGUAUGGGGCGGCGUUUAGGAGGAUGGGGAGGAGACUUGAUAGGUGGGGCGAGGGGGGGUAUAAGGCGCAUAUUGAGGAGCCGGUGGCGACGGUGGAGGAGGCGGGGACGACGGAGGAGGAUUUGGAUGAGAUGGAGAAGGCGUUGUUGGGGUUGGCGAGCGAGGCGGAGGAGGAGGCGGAGGAAGAAGAGGAUCUGGAUGAUGUGGAUAAGGCGUUGUUGGGGCUGACGGAGGAGGAGGGGAGUGAGGGUGGGAUGGAUAUAGAUUGAUUGGGGCGGCGAUUGUCGGAAGUGAGAUUGCGGGAUGUUUGAUUUGUUUUCUGCUAUUUUGGGAGGUGGGGUCGUGGUGUUUGGGCGCUGGGAGGAGGGAGAGGGAGGGAUUGUAAUGCGGUUUUAAGUCUGGCCACAAAUAUGGGAGCAUUGUAGUAGUAGUAUGGUGUGUAUCAAUUAGAAGACUUAGACAGCGCUGAAGCAUUGUUUCCGUA